AUCCCCCGUUUCAGCGGCAGAGAACCGACAGGGGCCAAGUAGCGGCGGGGCCGGUGGCGCGGAGCUGGGCCGGUGGCGCGGAGCCGGGCCGGGAGCCGCCCCGGGGCGGUGCCGCAGAGCUCUUAGGCCUGCGCGGCGGCAGCAGAGUGCUGGCGGUAGUCAUGGAGGUGCAGCUGGCGCCGGUGCGGGCCUGGGAUGAUUUCUUUCCCGGUUCGGAUCGCUUUGCCCGGCCGGACUUCAAGGACAUUUCGAAAUGGAACAACCGGGUGGUCAGCAACCUGCUCUACUACCAGACCAACUAUCUGAUAGCGGCCGCCGCCGUUGUCUCCAUUGUGGGGUUUCUGAGUCCCCUGAACAUGCUUAUUGGUGGUACUGUGGUGGUGCUGGUGUUCAUGGGGUUUGUCUGGGUAUCGCACAACAAGGAUAUACUCCGCAGAAUGAAGAAGCAGUACCCAACCACGUUUGUAGUGGUCAUUAUGAUCUCCAGCUACUUCCUGAUCUACUAUCUGGGAGAUGUCAUGGUCUUCAUGUUUGGGAUCACGCUUCCUCUCCUCUUGAUGUUUGUCCAUGCUUCCCUGAGACUCCGAAACAUAAAAAACAAGCUGGAGAACAAGAUGGAAGGAAUAGGCUUGAAGAAGACCCCAAUGGGCAUCAUACUGGAUGCUCUAGAACAGCAAGAGGAUAGUAUCAAUAAACUGGCUGAUUACAUAUCCAAAGUGAAGGAGUAAGCAUCUGCAACAUGGCAUUUUUACCAGUGCAAGAGUGUAGUUGCUAUUUACUAUUCAAGCUUGCUUUCAGAUUGUGUACAAAACAUGAAAUGUGCGUGGUACAGAUUUAAUAGUUGCAGAAUACAGGUACCCCAGGCUCUUCAGGGCUCCUCUAAGAACCAUAGGAGCAGCAACUUUUUUCUAUUGUAUAGCAAAAUGUUCUGGUGUUUACACAAGUACAUAAUAACUUAAAUGUGUUUGCUUGUCUCUUCUUCUGGGGGGAGAGGUAGGAGGAAGAGAUAUGGAAUGCAGUCUCUCAAACUGUGUUGUGGGAAAUUUGUCUGUUAGAAGUAACACCCAUUUCAUCUCAGUUCUACAAGAUGGCAGUUCAACCAGGUUAUACUGAGUAGCACCUUCAGGGUGGCAAUGGUUAGAGUGAGCUGGAAUGCAUAAAGAGUCUUUUGCAUCCCCCAAGUUCUUCACUUGAGUAGUCCAUGUUGAGACCACAUUCCUAGCUUAACUAGCAAGCAGUAGAACUGUACAAUGUUUGUGAUGGAUAUGGUUACUGUCCUCGCCUCACAUUCCUCCUUUAGCAGCUGAGAAAAAGUCUAAACAGACCUAAGCAUGCAGAAUAUGCAUGACACUUGUGCUGCUAUCAGUUUGAGUAGAAUGCACCUUUGAUUGCUCCAAAAUCUUGAUCUAUAGAAAGUGCUCCUCUCUGCAGGAGAGCUAUACUUACUUGCAGGUCAGCUGAACUAUGGCAAAUCAUGGGGAAAAAAGAAUAUUUGCAGAGAGAAAUCUAUCUCAUCCAACCUCUUUCUACCCUAUUAGUGUAUUUUUAAUGCUGUUACUUUAGGGCUUGCCUUGUUCUGCUGUAGUCUGUAUAAGCUGUUUGUAGAUGGAGUGUAUGAGUUCUCAAGCAUGGGUCACCUUUUUCUUUCUUCAGCAGAAUACAAAGCUAUAAGUAAAACAUGCAUCUCACUGACUCUGUGCUUCUGAUACUCUUCAAAAGAAUAAACUGGAUUUCAGGAUUACAAGUAAAAGCAAUAAAUGUCAGGAUACAGUUUUUCAAAACCCAUUCCAAAUUAAUGAAGCUGUUUGUCUGUAACAACUCCUGGAAGGGGUGGUGGGGAUUUUUCUAUGCAGGUAUUUUAACUUAACUGCCACCUCUGAUGGACUUUACAAACACUAGGGUGGGAAAGGUUGUCCAGUUGACACUCCAUUUAAAAUAUUCUUGCAUUUCUCUUUUCUGAUAAAGUAAUCUUAAAAAAAAAAAAUCAAGUAUCCUUCAAGUUGAAGCUUUUCUGUAACUUAGCAUUCUGUUUUGAUAAUGAACUGUGUAGAAAUCUGAAAAUGUCAUUCCAUCUAAGUGUUGAAGUGAUCAGUAUUUAUUGAGAAUGUCUGUAUAUUCCAGUUGAAGAGUCAAUGGCCUGUUCCUCAAUUGUAGCGCAUGGUCUUUAUUUCCUCUCUUAAAGAACAUAGUAACCUAAGAUGUCAUCUUUACUGUAGAAUUUUGAAAAGCUACACAGUUAUGAAGAAAAAUAAAUUCGAAUGGUGAUUA
Messenger RNA from Pogoniulus pusillus (Red-fronted tinkerbird), 2268 nucleotides. RefSeq names its product ADP ribosylation factor like GTPase 6 interacting protein 5 (gene ARL6IP5). Bases 162 to 728 code for a protein of 188 amino acids. Gene Ontology annotation, cellular component: membrane. Gene Ontology annotation, biological process: negative regulation of transport. NCBI's taxonomy places the organism in Eukaryota, Metazoa, Chordata, Aves, Piciformes, Lybiidae. The record is from RefSeq and is a predicted model, not a curated record. The transcript has 3 exons.